Molecule: messenger RNA, 849 nt
Organism: Lodderomyces oxycetoniae
Lineage: Eukaryota; Fungi; Ascomycota; Pichiomycetes; Serinales; Debaryomycetaceae
Gene: TIF35
Product: translation initiation factor eIF3 subunit g
Exons: 1
Coding region: 1-849 (282 amino acids)
Cellular component (GO): cytoplasm; eukaryotic translation initiation factor 3 complex
Molecular function (GO): translation initiation factor activity; RNA binding
Source: RefSeq, a predicted model, not a curated record
AUGUCGACAUUAGGUAUAGGAUCCUGGGCAGAUGCUGGUGACGAGUUUUCUGCACCACCGGAUGUGAUACAAAAUCCCGAUGGGACCAAAACGGUGAUAACGUUUCGAACCAAUCAAGAUGGGAAAAAAGUUAAAAUAACCCAGAAGAUAAGAGAAGUAGUUGUACAAGAGAAAGUACAUCCGUUAAUAGCGCAACGUAAGAACUGGAGCAAAUACGGGAAGGAGAAGAAUAAACCACCUGGUCCAGAUACCAGUACCACGCAAUUGGGAGAAAAAGUUGAACUUAAACUAGGUCUUUCAUGGAAGUUAGCCGAGAAAAAGGAAGAAGAAGAAAAAGAACAAGAGAGGGCUUCUAAAAUUACAGUGCAAACGCUUAAAUGUAGACUUUGUGGAGGUGAGCAUUAUACGGCCAAGUGUCCAUUCAAGGAUACAUUGGGAGCUUCUAGUCUUACACCAGGCGGAGGCACGCCAGAGCCAGGCCAGGAAGGUAACGGUUUAGGCGAUUCAGGUUCAGGUUCAGGCAAAUACGUUCCAAGACACUUGAGACCCGAUGCAAAUGGAGUCAUACCUAGCAAAGAAGCGAGAGACGACUCUACUACAUUGAAAGUAUCACAAUUGAAUACGUUUGUUGAUGAGGAUAUGUUGAGAAAUGAAUUAUUUGCAAGAUUCGGACCUUUACAACGAGUCACGGUGGUUAGAAAUAGAGAAACAGGAGAAAGUAGAGGUUUUGCAUAUGUCAGUUUUGCUACUGAAGAAAUUGCUCAAAAGGCAUUGGAUUUAUUGCACGGAAAAGGUUACCAUUCUUUGAUUUUGCAUUUAGAAUGGUCUAAAAAGAAAAAGCCCUUGUAA